Molecule: messenger RNA, 357 nt
Organism: Microthlaspi erraticum
Lineage: Eukaryota; Viridiplantae; Streptophyta; Magnoliopsida; Brassicales; Brassicaceae
Source: the annotation of a GenBank genome assembly
AUGUUAUGGCCUCUGGUGAAGUUUGAGAGCAUUCGAACGAGUGGAUUGAUAGAUCCUUCACAAAGUGGUCAAUAUGGCUCCGGAAGAGGUUUCUUGGCCAUCCUUGAGUUUGGCUCGUUCGUUUUGUAUCUUCUCUGGAAAUGUGUUAUUGAAGCUCCAGGAAGUCUUUUCCAGCCGGAGGUUCGCGCCUAUGCCUUGAUUUGGUUUUGUCGGCCAUUGGUUGCACCGCGGACGACCGGAUGGGGCUCUUCUGUAUAUCUCCUGAAGGUGGUGCGCCUUUUCCUUGGGAUUGGGUAUUAUCCUCCUUUGAAACCUUCCUUAAACCUCCAUAGGUAUGAUGGUUGUGGUCGGCUAUAG